Molecule: messenger RNA, 1788 nt
Organism: Fragaria vesca subsp. vesca
Lineage: Eukaryota; Viridiplantae; Streptophyta; Magnoliopsida; Rosales; Rosaceae
Exons: 4
Coding region: 1-1788 (595 amino acids)
Molecular function (GO): protein dimerization activity
Source: RefSeq, a predicted model, not a curated record
AUGCCUCUUAUACGAAAACAAAAGUCUGGACAUAAGAAAAGAAAAAAGAAGCAGAAGGAAGAAGCAUUGAGUCAAAGUCAAUCAGAGAGCAUCAAUAAGUACUUUAGUAGCAAGCAAAGGGCAGAGAGGGUAGACACUAUAGAAGUUAGAGAACAACAUGUGACUGUCAAUGAAGAUCCACAACAGCCUGCCAAUAAAGAUCCACACCAACCUGUCAAUGAAAAUCCACAACAGCCUGCCAAUGAAGAACCACACCAACCUGUUAAUGAAGAUCCACACCCGCCUACCAAUGAAGAUCCACUACAGCCUAAGAAUGAGGAAAUUGAGGAAGGUGAAAAUAUAAAUCAAGAUAAUCAUGAAGAGAUUGUUAAUGUGCCUGCAUAUAGAAUUGCAAAAAAUAACUUGGCACUUAGAGGUGAUUGUGAGAAGCUUUUUGUUGACAACAAUGGAAUUUUCUUGCAAAUGAUUGAGAUGGUUGCCGAGUUUGAUCCAGUGAUGCAAGAGCACCUCAAUCAUCAAAAUGAAUUAAUAGUGAUGUUGGCUGCUGAUGUGAAAAGUUCAAUUCUUGCAAAGAUAAAAAAUGCAAAGUAUUUUGCGGUCAUACUAGAUUGCACUCCAGAUGCAAGCCACGAGGAGCAAAUGUCCCUUGUUAUUCGAUGUGUGGAUCAUUCAGCAAAUAAAGUAACAGUGGAAGAAUUUUGGCUUGAGUUUUUGAAGGUUGAUGAUACAUCAAAGCUUGGACUUUUUAAGGAGCUUCAAAUUGUCUUAAGCAAACUUAACCUUGACAUUGAUGAUAUAAGAGGUCAAGGAUACGACAAUGGGUCCAAUAUGAAAGGGAGACAUAGAGAUGCGCUUGAUGAAUUGGCAACAACAAGUGAAGAUCCGAAAACCAAAAGUGAAGAUGAAGGCUUGGCAGAAUUUGAACUUGCCAAUUUUGAGUUUUUGCUUGGAAUGGUGAUUUGGUACAAGCUGCUACAUCAUAUAAAUAUUGUUAAUAAGUUUCUUCAAGCUAAGAAUAUGGAUAUUGAUGUUGCUAUAAGCCAGUUGAAAGCGCUUAUUUCUUUUCUUCAAGAGUAUAGAGAAUCUGGGUUUGAUCAAGCCAUAAUUGAAGCUGAACACAUUGCAAAUGAAAUGGGAAUUGAAGCUGUUUUUCAAGAAGAACACAUCAUUCGAAGGAAGAGGCAAUCUGAUGAGAUCAACAGUGGUGAAGAGGUGACCCAAUCUUCUAAAGAAUCUUUUCGGGUUAACUACUUUAUAUUUAUAGUUGAUCAAGCUCUUUCUUCACUUCAAUCUCAGUUUGAGCAAUUCCAAAUAUAUGAGGAAAUCUUUGGCUUUUUGUUUGCUGUGGAGAAGUUAAAGUCUGUUGAUGAUAAUAGUCCCUUGAGCUCAUGUGUCAAACUUCAACAAUUUCUAACACAUAAUGAGCACUCUGAUAUUGAUGCAACCGAUUUGUGUUUAGAAUUGCAGUUGUUAAGACACUUACUACCAGCAGAAACAACUAGAGCAAUAGAUGUGUUGAACUUUUUGAGGAAGAUGGAUGGAUGUUAUCCUAAUGCAUAUGUUGCUUACCGAAUUUUGUUGACUAUACCAGUUACAGUAGCUUCUGCUAAAAAGAGUUUUUCUAAGUUGAAGUUGAUAAAAACUUAUCUCCGGUCAACUAUGUCACAAGAGAGACUAAAUGGCUUGGCUAUGUUAUCCAUUGAGAAAAAGGUGGUUGAGAAAGUUGAUUAUGCAAAGUUAAUUGAUACUUUCGCCUCCAAGAUUACGAGACGAGUAGUAUUUAAGUAA